Molecule: messenger RNA, 1644 nt
Organism: Achroia grisella
Lineage: Eukaryota; Metazoa; Arthropoda; Insecta; Lepidoptera; Pyralidae
Product: cholinesterase 2-like
Exons: 3
Coding region: 1-1644 (547 amino acids)
Source: RefSeq, a predicted model, not a curated record
AUGGCCGUCAAAAUGAGGUUAAUAUUUUCAAUAAUAUUUAUAAUUCAAUAUUAUAAUGUAGAAUGUAGUAAAUUACGGUUGGAUCCGUUAGUAGAAUCAAAUGCAGGAUUAAUAAGAGGUCUACAAGCAUCCGAUGGUGAUUACUCCAUGUUUCUUGGCAUACCGUUUGCUAAAGUCAACGAGAGUAAUCCAUUUGGGAUUUCUACUCCACAAGAAAAAUUUGACGAUGUUUAUGAAGCAUAUGAUGAUUCUCUUAUGUUGUGCCCUCAAUACCAAUCUUCCAAUAUUAAAGUGGGAAACGUAAACUGUUUAUUCUUAAACGUUUAUGUACCAAACUCAGCACAUUCGCAAAACCUUCUACCUGUAAUGAUCUUUAUUCAUGGCGGAACAUUUACAUCUGGCAGUGGAAGAAAAUCUGAAUAUGGUCCUAAAUAUUUGGUAGACAAAAAUAUAAUUUUAAUAACAAUCAACUAUCGCCUCGGACCGUAUGGUUUUAUGUGUCUAGAUACUCCAGAAGUUCCAGGCAAUCAGGGAUUGAAAGAUCAGGUAUUAGCCUUGAGGUGGGUAAAAGAUAACAUCGGAGCCUUUGGAGGAGAUGUCAAUAAAAUAACAUUAUUUGGGCGAAGUGCUGGUGGCAUAUCUAUAGAUUUACAUCUAUUAUCCGAACACGAUAAUCUUUUCAAUCGUGUUAUAAUGCAGAGCGGAACAUCUUUAGCUUCAAGGGUAUUGCAAACACCAGAUAAACCAGAUAAAACAGCUCCUCUAAAGAUUGCUGAAUAUUUAGAUUUUAAAACAGAUUCUGUAUCCGAUGCUUUGAAUUUUUUAGCUCAGACCGAUACUCAUUUAGUCAUUACUACUGCGCGUACACUAAAUAUGGUUUUCAAACCAUGUGUAGAAACAGUAUUCAAUGAUGUAGAACCAUUUAUAACAAAGCCUUGGACUGACGCGGAAUUUACGAAAAUCAAAGGAAUGCCAAUACUCAUAGGCUUUAAUAACAAAGAAAGAUCAUCUGAAUAUGCAAGAAAAGAUGAAAAAUAUUUUGAAGGUUUAAAUGUUAUCCAUGAUAAAUUAAAUGAAUCUUUUAAUUUGGAUAACGAUGAUUUAGCAAAUAUGAAAAAUAUUAUCCAACAUUUCUACUUUGGGGAUGAAAAAAUAAGUAUAGAUCUAAUUGAUGAGAUUGGUGAUUUCGAUUCAGAUUACACAUAUAUUCACCCUAUUCAAAGAAGUAUUAAAAAAUACAUUGAAAGCUCUCCUGAAAAUAUAUAUUAUUAUAUGUUUUCAUAUAGUGGUGGAAGAAAUUUCUAUAGAGCACGUUACAAUGUCACUGGAGAAGGUGCUUUUCACACCGAUGAAAUAGGGUAUUUAUUUGAUGUAUCAUUUCUUCCUGAGGACAAUGUAAAUGAUUUAAUUUUGUUAGAGCAAAUGACUACAAUGUGGGCUAACUUUGUUAAGUAUGGGGACCCCACACCAGCUACUACGGAUCUGUUACCAGUCAAGUGGACUCCACUAACAAAAGACAAGUGGCAUUAUAUGAAUAUACACUCCCAACUAUCAAUGGAAUCUAGACCACUAAACUCAAGGAUGGCUUUCUGGGAUUUGUUCUACAAAUUAAACGAAGAUGCAUCUAGAUUAUGUGAAAAAUAA